Coffea arabica (coffee) is the source of this 1562-nucleotide messenger RNA. RefSeq lists its product as uncharacterized. Gene Ontology annotation, biological process: protein phosphorylation. The record is from RefSeq and is a predicted model, not a curated record. NCBI's taxonomy places the organism in Eukaryota, Viridiplantae, Streptophyta, Magnoliopsida, Gentianales, Rubiaceae. Gene Ontology annotation, molecular function: ATP binding; protein binding; protein kinase activity.
ACCUGCAAAAUCUUUCUCUAGCACACAAUAGAUUACAAGGAUCAAUCCCAGAAUCGAUUGGCAAGAUGUUAAGCUUGGAGUCAUUGGAUCUAUCACAUAACUUUCUCUCUGGAUCAAUUCCAAUGUCAAUGGAGAUCCUUCGGUAUCUUAGACAUUUCAAUGUCUCUUUUAACAAUUUAAGUGGUGAAGUUCCUUCCAGAGGGCCUUUUAUCAACUUCACUGCCGAAUCCUUCACUUCAAAUCAAGCCCUCUGUGGAGCUCAAAGGUUUCAUGUGCCCCCAUGUCCAAAUAAUUCAGCUCACAAAUUGAGAACAAAAAAGCUGCAUCAAACAAUUUUUAUUCUACUGGGGGUGAUAAUAGCAGCGGGAGUCUUGUCCUUUGGAUUUGUUUACCUAAGAUAUCGAAAGAAAGAUACACUUUCCAGUGGAGCAAAUUUAUCCUUAGUUGCAAUGCCAGAAAGAAUUUCAUAUUUUGAACUUCUACAAGCAACUAACAGGUACAAUGAAAGCAAUUUGCUGGGGGCUGGAAGCUUUGGAUAUGUUUAUAGAGGUACUCUUGAUGAUGGAAGGGAUGUGGCUGUUAAAGUGUUCAAUUUACAAGUCGAUGGAGCGUUCAAGAGUUUUGAUGUAGAAUGUGAGGUGUUGCGCAAUCUUCGCCAUCGAAACCUCACAAGAGUCAUUAGUAGCUGCUCUACCCCUGAAUUUAAGGCAUUAGUGCUUGAGUUCAUGCCUAAUGGGAGUCUUGAGAAGUGGUUGUAUUCGCACAACUACUUUACCGAUCUGAUGCAGAGAUUGGACAUAUUGAUUGAUGUGGCAUGUGCAUUGCAAUAUCUCCACUGUGAGUAUUCAACUCCAGUAAUUCACUGUGAUCUGAAGCCAAGUAAUGUGCUGCUGGAUCAAGACAUGGUUGCCCAUCUAAGUGAUUUUGGCCUUACAAAGUUGUUGGGCGAGGAGAACAGCAUCACAUACACCGAAACACUAGCCACACUUGGCUAUCUCGCACCAGAGUAUGGGUUGGAAGGAUUGGUAUCAGCAAAAUGCGACAUCUAUAGUUUUGGAAUUACGAUGAUGGAAGUCUUCACGAGAACAAAUCCCAACAGUGAAAUGUUUGGUGAAAAAUUGAGCCUGAAGAGCUGGGUUGCUAAUUCAAUGCCUGAUGGAUUAGCUAAUGUCAUCGAUGCUAAUUUGCUAAAGGAAAGUGAUGAAUACUUUGUUGAAAAGCUAAGCUGCAUAGCCUCAAUCAUGAAAGUGGCUCUAGGCUGCACCAUGGAGUCUCCAAGAGAGAGAAGCAGCAUACAAGAUGUUCUUGUUGCGCUGAAAAAGAUCAAGCUUCAGUACAUGAGUCGCCUGUGUUCAGGGACAUAAUGGUGCAUGCAUUUUCUCUAAGCAAGAUUGCAACCUUCUUGAUUGUCUCAGUUAUAAAUUUGCAGGGCGGAGAAAAAUCUCAACAAGAUUAGGCCAAGUAAGAAUAGCAUUUAACCAGUAGACUAGGCAAUUAUGCCCUAUAUAAUAAUAGAUCUGUUUAACUGGUACCUAUGGGCACUCGUUAAGAUGUAUUUCGGA